Molecule: messenger RNA, 9505 nt
Organism: Cinara cedri
Lineage: Eukaryota; Metazoa; Arthropoda; Insecta; Hemiptera; Aphididae
Source: the annotation of a GenBank genome assembly
GAUACAAACACGUCAUUCAAAAACCACAUAGGUACCUAAUAUAUUAGGUAUCUUUAAUAUCAAACAAACGACUAUCGUUAUCAUUUGAUUAAUAUAUUUCAGUAAAAUGAUAACAAAAGCCGAAUGAAAUGUCAACGUGUUUAAUCAUAAGAAUAGAAAAGUUGUAACCAUAAGGAAUAUAGGUAUUAUAAUAGUUGUAACUUUAGUAAUGUAAAUUAACUAGGUAGAAAGUUUUUCAUAGUUCAUAGUUUGACCAUAAAAUUAUUACUGUAAUCACAAAUCAGAUUUUUUUUUUUGUUAUUUAACUAUUGGUUUAUACGAUUUAUAAGAAUUAUAACAGGUAGGUAUGUACAACAUACUGUAACUAAAAUACAUAGGUUACAAUUUACUUUUAAACAUCAAUUGUUAGGUACUAUUAUGUACAUUAGAUAGGUAUGUAAGUUCAACAAAGUCUUUGCUAAUAAAUUUAAAAAUGUAGUAAAACCUUAAUAAAAUUAAUAAUUACAUUUUGUCUACUUAUCUCGGAAGAGUGUUUUUCAUUUGAUUCUGCCAUCAUAAAUAAUGUAUGUAUAAAACUUAAUUCAUAAGAAUAAAUACUUAUUGAUAUUUGAUAACAGUGAUCAUUUUUUGAUAACAGAAUGUCGAUUUCUUUAAUAUCUGAGUUCAGUUAGUAUUCUUUACUGUGUUUAAAUUCAUUAUUUUACAUUCAUUUUGAUGUUUAUUUGUUUGAUUACAGUUUCCGGUACAAAUGUUAUUAAACAACUGAACAACUGUAAUAUUAAUAUAUUACUUCAAUGUUAUAGACUUAAUUAUUUGUUAUAUUGAGUUUUUUAAUUUGGAACAAGAAUUUAAUCAAUUUUAUUACUUAAAAUAACAUAUAGAUAGAUUUUAAAAAUUUGAGAUCAUUACACGUAAGAAGAGUAUUCUUCUUAACACAAUAGCCGGUCUUGGAGUCUCAACGCGGCCAACACUAUCUCAUUCUAUUAGCCUCUAUCACAUUUCUCUCGAAUCAACUUUAAAUUGGUUUUUCUGAAGAAGUGUAUUAUUUUAGUAUGUUAUUUAUAAUUUUGUAGUUAACCAAAUAGAAGUUUAUGAUAAUUUUAAUUAAGUUGAUUAGGUAUUAAAGUUUAAUAUUUGUAUUAUAAUAGUUGGUUAGUAGCGGUUAACCUAACUAAAUAUGAAUUAUAUCAUAAUAUUAAUUAUAAUUUAUAAACUUAGCUGAUUCAUGUCAUGUACAUAAAUAAUAAAAUAAUAUUUAAGUAGGUUAGGUAUAUUUACUUGUAUCAAAUUACCAAAAUGUAAAGAUAUUUUCUAAAAUGUUAAUUUUUGAAAAACAAGAAAUUAUGCUUUUAUUAGUACCUGUGUACUAUCAUUCUAGAACUUUGAAACAAUUAUUAAUAAUAGUAUACACCUAUAUAUUGCGUAUACAUUUUUUUUUAAUACUAUUUACUCAAAUAAUUACACUGUAUAUUAAAUAUUAUAUUUGUGCUGCUUUUACCAGUUUUAUCUUUCAUGUUUAAAAUUGUUCAAAAAUAAUAAUUUUUUCACCUUUUUAAACCAUUUUAUUUUGUUUUAGAGUAUUGCAAUGUUAAGGUAUAGAGGGAAAAAGAUAACAGCACUAAAUAUUGUAAAAGAAUUAGAUUCUUUUCCAAAAGUCCAAGAAGAAAUUUACGAACCAUCUACUUAUGAUAACAUAAUAUGUAAGUUAUACAUAAUUCAAGUUUUAGAUUUUUGUAAUAUAUUAAUUAGGACAUCCUAUUUUUUGCAAUGUUUGUUUAUAUUUAACUCAUUCACUACCAUGUAUUCUACUAUAAUACAUGUUGUGUAAUUUCUGCACCAAAAACAGUGUUAAUUUCUAACAAAACAUAUCUUAGUAGAAAAUGAAUGAAAUAUCUUAAACUUGAUAUAAACUAUAUAAACUUGUGAUAAAUUAACUAACCAAGUUAUAUUCAAACUUGAAAAAAUCAAAUCCAAUAGAACUUAUUCAAAUAAGAUGGCAAAAACAAAAUGUUAUUUAUCGUUAAAUGAUAUUUUAUGUUUAUUUUUAAAAAUCAGUUAUUUCUUGUCUCAAGUAGAUAUUAUGCAAGUUUUUUUUAUGUUAUACUGAAUAAUGAUUAUUGAUACUAAGUUAAUACAGUAAGUAAUGAGUAAUUUGUAUGGCAUGUGUAAAAAUUAUUAAAAAACAACCAGAUAAGCUAUUGAUAAAACUAAGUUCUAUAUUGUUUAAAUGUUAGGACUCAACAAAUGGUUGAGACAUAAAAAUCUUAUAAAAAUCUCUUAUCUACAUUCUACAUGUAUAAUGUAAUGUGUUGGAAUAGAAAAAAUAUUUAAAAAACUACCACACAUGCCUAAAAAAAAAAAUGUUUUCAUCAUGAUUCAUAAAGCACAUUUUGUAAAUUUACCUCUUCUUUAUUUAUUCUUAAAAAUUUUAAAUAAAAAAAUUGUUAUGUUUUUCAGUAACUGCACUGGUUGCAUUAUUUGGUCUGUGGUUGAUAAUUUCUCAAAUACAAUAUGUGUUGCAAGAACGUUAUACAUAUAAAUUUGUAACAGAUAUUGAAUAUGCUACCAAACUUCAAAUACAUAUAGACAUUACAGUUGCAUCAGUUUGUGAUAGUAAGUGUGUUAUUGGUACCUAUUAAUUACUGGAUAAUGAUUUUAAUUUAAUUGCAUUAAAUACAUUUCAUAUUUAGGCAUAGGUGCUGAUAUUGUUGAUACUACAGGACAAAAUAUGAUGUUAUUUGGAGAGUUGAAAACAGAUGAUACUUGGUGGGAAAUGACAGAGAAACAGCAGAACUUUUUUAAUGAAAUGCGAAAUGUCAAUGAAUAUUUAAGAGGAGAUUUUCAUUCAAUGAAAGACUUAUUGAUGUUAAAAGGUUUUCGUACAUACAUAAACACCAUACCAAUAUUCCCUGUUAGGUAUAUUUGAACAGCUAAAUACUUGUCUUGCUUAUCUAUUUAUGUUCAUAAAAAUGAUAUAACUGAUUUAGCCACAUUAUUUGUAGUCCUUGCCAUUGUAAUAUUACAAUUUUUAUUUUUAUUUCUAAAGUGAAACUAUUUUAAGAAUUCAUAAUAUGUUUGAUAACUUAAGUUCAAUUUCAUUAACUACUAUCAUUGCAAUUUAAUUUAUCUACUGCCUUGAAGAUAAACACACACACACAUAUUCCCAUUCACUGUUUCUGUUUAUCCAAUGACCAUACAUCACAAUUUUUUUUAUACUUCCAUUAUUACUCUUGUGGCUCUUUGAACUUGAAAAUUAUUUCACCAAAUUAAAGAUGACAAUAUACAUUUUGUUUUUAUAGAGGGAUUUUUUUAUAUUUUCACUAUAUAAUUUAUAUCAAGAUUAAAUUUUAAAGUAAGAAUAUGUUGUCUGGGUAUUGGUUAUCAAAAAAUCCCCCAGUGAAAACAUAGUAAAUGUUGUUAUCCUUAAUUUGGUGAAACAAUUUUCAUUUUAAGAGCCCUAAUUCUAAUGGAAGUAUAAAAAUACAUAUUUGCUAUAUUAUUUAUUAGAUAAAUAAGGGUAGCAAAUGCCAAACAGUAGUCUAAAAUGAAUAUUUUUCUUACAUAAAAUUAAUUUCUCUUAAAUUUGACUUCUGAAGGACAUGCAUUAAAUCAAUUAUAAUAUUUUUGGAUACCGAAUGUAAAUUUAUUGUUGUCAGUUUUGAAAUCAACACCUUUAAUUAGGGAGUAGUAGAGUGUUUUUUAAGUUUCAAUGAAACUUCAUAUUUCACAUCAAACUAUAUAUUAUUUUGAAAGGCACUUAAUCUAAAUUUGUUAUCAAUUUUGAAAUUAACUCCUUAACUAUGGGAACAGAAGGGUUUUUUUAGUUUAACAAAAUUUAAAUAUUUCACAUAAAUUUAUAUUUUUACAAUGCUUUUUUUCUAUUUAUUAAUAUGGGCUUAUUUACAAUAGAAUUACUUAUAAAACAUAAUAUAGUGUGAUUUUUUAUCAUGAACCAGCAAUUAUUUCAGAGGAUUUUAAGUGAAUUUGAUUUCUGUUUUUCUAAUCAUUAUUGAACUGUUGAGGUUUUAUUUUAAAACCAUGUUUUAAUUUUUUACCCUUACUCCAUAUAAUUUAAAUAAGUGCAUACUUUUAAUGUAAUAGACACCCACCCCUUUUGAAUACUGAUUUGAAUAGACAACAUUUUUUUAGAAAUUUUGAUAUGCAUAAUACUAAUAUCAGAUUUAUCAUUUAUGAGUUAUAACAGUUUAAAGUUUAGAUCAGAGGAGUAGGUAAGAGUAAUAAAUUACCUAUGAUCCUUUAUCACAUUUUAGAAUAAAAAAUAUGUUGACAUUAUUAAUUACUUACCUUGAUAUAAAAAGUCCAUUUUAUAAUAUAACUAUUCUAAAUAUUUUUUAAAAUAAAGGUAGGUUUACACAAGACGUGAGCCAAGACGCAAGUUGUGACUCACAACAUGAUUUUAGUUCAGUAAGAUGGAGUCAUUAGUGGCGGAAGCAUGUUCUAUUUUGUCUGUUGUGUUGGCUCAACAAUUGAAACAAUGAUUAACAGAAAGUGAUAGAUCUAAGUUAAAAAGUAGAAAGAAAAGGAAAUGGUGGGUAAAGCAAUGGAUUCAAAAGCGUAAAAUUAAUGGCGGUUCUAUGUUUAUUUCACGCGAGUUAGGAAAUGAAAAUCCGGAAGAUUUCAAAAACAUUUUAUGUAUUGUAAUUUAGUAUUCCAUAGAACUUCUUCUUUUUAAUAAUAAUCUAUAAAAUGCAUUAUUUGUUCGUCAUUCAUUUUCAUAACAUUUUUAUUUACACUCAUGUUGUUGAUAUAAUAAUAAGAUAAUAAAUGUAUUAUAAUUAAAUAACUUUCAAUUGAGUAAAAUAAUUUAAGUUAUUACAAGUAUUUUUAGUCAAAAUGUUAUAAAAAGAUAAACAUAAUCAGACAAACAGUACAUCAUAAUUGAGGUUUCAUGACUGAAAUAUCUAACAUGGUUUGAUAUUGUACGAGAUAGUCAUGAAGUACGAAUUAUCUGUUUACACAAACCGUGAGCCAUGCUUCUAAAGACUACACAAGACUACUGGAGUAAAAACUACUGGCUACUUACUCGUGUAAACCUACCUUAAUGAAUCUGUUUGCUAUAGUAAUAUUAUGAAAUAAUUUGAAUAACAUUAUGUAUAUUAUCAGUCAUAAAUCAAUUUCGCUUACCACUAUGAUAGUUUUUGUCAAACUUAGAGUUUUAUAAUCAUGUAAAGAUAACAUUUAUUUCAAAUUUGUCAUUUGACUAAAAUUGUAUCAUACAUUCUUAAUUAAAUUUCAUGUAUGCUAAAUUUACAUCUCAGACCAAUAUGUGCCAGUGUGGCAAGAUUUAUAUUAUAUGCAAAUUUAUUAAUAUAUUUUGUUAUUUUAUUUCUUUAUUUCUUUAUAUAUAUAUAUAUAAGCAUUUUUUAAAGAUGUAUGAAUUACUUGAAAUAGUUUAUUAAUUUAAUUCUCAAACAUUAAUAAUCAUUUAUCAACAAUAUUAAAAUAUACUUUCUGGGACUGUCUGGGAAUAAUGUUGAUUAUGAUCAUUAUUAAAAUCUAUUUUGUUUGAGUUUAUACAGUAACAUAUUUGAUCAAUUUUCUUUUAUUCAUCAUUCAAUUAUAUAUUUGAUGUAUAACAAAUAAAAUAUGAAUUUAAUGAGUCAAUUUUUUUUCAUUUUUAUUAAAAAAAAAAAAAACCAUUCUUUCUUUGAGUUACAUAGUUAAAUAUUUAAAAUCAAAUUUUGUUGAAAAUUCAUUUAAAUUAAGUUAUAACAAUUAAAACCCAAAAAUUAUAUCAUCAAAUAUCAGUUUUCUAUAAUACACCUUUAUCAAAUUUUAUUAAAACAUGUAAACAAAUAAUAUACUUUUAUUUUUAAUAUGUAUUAUUUAAUUGUUAGAGAAUUUAUGUACAUAAAUAUUAUCUUUUAACCAGUGAUUUCAAGUGAAUAAUAUAAAAGUAUAGGUAUAAUCUAAUUACAUGAAAGUAGUAAAAUAAUGAGAACUUUUAUUAUUAUUAUUAUUUUUUAUUAUUUAAAUAUAAACAUUUUGAAUAUGUUCUUAAAACAAAUAUGCUAAAGAUUAUGUAAAAAAAAAUUUGACAAUGAAAAAAAAAAAGUAAAGGUUUACUCAAAACUUAAAAUUAUUGGAAUUAGCAUUCAUAAAUAUUUUAAAUUGUAUUUCAUAUUUUCAACAUGUAUUCUAUUAGAAUUUUACCCAUUUUAAUAUUUUUGAAGAGUUAAUAUUUGUAUUGUAGUUAAAUAUUUACAUAAUAAUUUUAAUAUUUUUAAUAAGCAGUGGAUGGAAAAAAAUUGAAAUUAAUUUUUUUAUUUUAUAUUUACAGGGAUACUUUACCAGAUACUUUACCUGAUGCAUGCCGUAUACACGGAUCUUUAAUUUUAAACAAAGUGACUGGAAAUUUUCAUAUUACUCCUGGAAAAUCAAUAACUGUUCCAGGUGGUCAUGUACAUCUUUCGAGUCCAUUUUUUGACUCAGUUGCAACUAACUUUUCCCAUAGAAUUCAUCAAUUUUCAUUUGGCAUUCCUAUUAAAGGAAUUAUAUAUCCUUUAGAAGGAGAGCUCCAUGUUUCAAGAAAUGAAAGUAUAACAAAAAAACUAACAUCACUUGCAUAAUUUAAUUCAUAAUUUAUUUAAAUUGUUUAAAAAGGUGACGUGUCCUAUAAAUAUUUCAUAGAUGUGGUGUCUACAGAUAUUAAUACACAUUUAGCUAAAGUUAAAACUUAUCAGUAUUCAGCUAAAGACAUACAAAGGAUAAUUAGCCAUGAAUCUGGUUAGUGAAAUAACUAAUUCAACUUUUCUAAGAAUUACAUUUAUUUUUUAUAAUUGAAAUUGAAUUUAUAAAAAAAAUAGGCAUGUAUAGAGUGAACCAGAAAUUUUAUUAGUUUUUACAUCCAGUAGAUUAAAUUAUCUUUAUAUUUUUUAAUUUUUAAUUUUAAUAUAGGCCAGUGCCCUAAGUAUUAAAUUAUUAAUUAUUAGAAUUAUCACACCAUACAUGGACAUAAUUUAAUUUGGAAUUUAUUUAAAUGAAUACUGUAUGAAUUUUGUUUAUUUGUUUAUGUACAAUAUACAUUUUACAAGUAUAUAUUAUAAUACAGAACCAUUUAACAAAUUUUGAUCAAUUACAUUCUUUAAUUAUUAUUCUUCAAACUCAAUUUAGCUUAAGAUUGUCAAUCUUAGACCAAUGAUCUCAGCAGUCCGGUCUUAUUUUUCCUUCUUGAUGAAAUAAUAGUAUUAUAAACUAUGCAUAGGUAUAAUUAUUAUGAUUAAAAGGUUAUAAUAUGCAUAAUAUGUAAAAAAAAAAAACCAAAGUGUUUUUGAUUAAUACUAAAUAAAAUAUCAAAUAUAAAAAAUGAAUAAAUAAAAAUAACAAUAUAUAUAUAUUAUUGUAUUUUAUUGUAUAUAUAUAGUUCUAUUUUUUCAGUUUUCUUUGAUAAUAGUAUUUUAACAAAAAAAGUGAUGAAAACACACAAUUUUUAAAACACUUCAACCUUGUUUUUUUUUCCUAAUAAUAUAUUUAUUUUUUUGCAUGUAGAUACAGUGUGUAAAUUGAAAAUUGUAUAUAACAUUGUAAUAUCAUUUAUUAGAAUUGUUUUAAUUAUGUAAAAUAAAUAUUUAUAAUAUUAGGGGGGGGGAUAGUAAAGUAUAAACUAUUCAACAGAUCUCAUCACUAUCAUUGUACUUUUAAUAUAUUUGUUUGUUAUAUUACUAUACAUUUUUAUAAAAUUCAAGCCCAAAAUUAGCUGAGUUACAACAAUUUUAUUUCAUUUGAUUUGUUGAUUUCAUACUAUUUUUCACAGUUCAUUCUAAAAUAAUUGUAAAAGAAAUAUAAACCACUUGGAAUUCAUUAUUCUGUAACAUUUAUCAGGAAUUUUAACCCAUCACUAAUAAUAAUCAUAAAUAAUCUCCCAGUGUAUUAAUAAAUAUGUAGUUUUUGUAAUUACCUGUAACAUGUAUUAGUAUGUCAAAAUUACAUCAUAAUUCAAUAAUGACAUUUAAUUCAUCUGUUUGGAGAAUAUUUAUCCUGUGUUUGAAAAGUAAUUUCUUGUUUUUACAUUAUUUUCAAUUUCAUUUUCUCUUUAUAAAAACAUGGAGGGAAUAUUAAUGUAUUUAUUAUACUAAUGUAUAACAAUUAAAAUUAUAAUUAUUAUUAGUUACAAAGUAAUAAUUUAAGUAUAUUUAAUAUGGUAAAUUUUUACCCUGCAUGACCAAAUGUAAAAAAAAAUUACACGACCAGUAACAGGUAAAAUUUGCUGUCAUUAAGACAAACUUUACUUAAUGGCUUCAUAUCUAAAAAUAUCAAAUGGAUUGAAAUUGUCACAUUUCUGAAAUUUUAAACUUUAAAAAGUUUCGCAAUUAAAAUUAAUGGAAAAAGUAACUAGUAGUUAAAAUGAGGGUUGCUUUAAGAAAAAAAAAAUGUAUUGGGAAAGUGCAUAUUUAAUUAACAAUAAAACAAUUCCAAAUAAGUGAAAAUAAGUGAUACUUAUAACUAAAUAAAAAUUCAAGUUGCAUAGCUCUGUGCAAGGAUGUUGAGUAUUUUCAAUUAGUAUUUACAUUUACACAUUGUAUACCUACAUAAUAUGUAGGUAUGUAUUGUUAUUUUAAUAUAUAAUAAUUUUUUUUUUUUACAUUGUAUUCUUCUUAACUAACCUAAAACUUAUAUUAUUUAAUAUUUUAGGAAGUCAUGGUAUGCCAGGUAUAUUUUUUCAAUAUGAUGUAAAUGCUCUCAAAUUUAUUAUCACUGAAGAUAAAAUAUCAAUUUUUCAUUUUGUUAUUGAAAUAGCAUCAUCCUUUGGUGGUGUAUUUAUAUUAUUUAGUAAGUAAUUACAUUUUAAAAAUAUAAUUUGUAUAACUUUUAAAGUAAUUUUUUUUCAGAAUUAAUGAAGAUCAUAAUAGAUAAAAUAAGAAAAAAUAUAUAUUGUUCACAUAUAGUUGGAAACUCUCAUUCAAGAGAAAAGUCAUGAAUUUUUAAUGAAUUAAUUUAUAAAAUAUGUAUGAGCUAUAGAAAAUUAAAUUAAUUUAUUAAAAUUACAUUUUCUUUAAAAAUAAAUUAUCAACUGUAAAUCUAGAAUAAUUAUUAGAAAACAAAAAUAACUUAAAAACCAUCAAACAUCUAUUAAAUAAUUUAUUGUAGUUGCUAUAAACAAAAUGUAUUAUUUUACAUUUUUCUAACACAAUAAUUAUUGUGUUUAAAGAUAAAUAAAUACAAGAUAAUGAUCAAAUGAACUCCAUACUGCAUAUGUUGUCUCAGUUAUACAAAUGUAACCAAAUUUGGAUUCAGUAAAACCAAUUUUGUGCUAUAAGUGUUCAUUCAUGUUGGAGUGAAUUAUUUAUAUUCUUGAAGCCGAUUUUAUGAAAAUUACUAUAAGUUAUUUUAUUUGAUUUAUUAUUGUAAAAAAUUUUUUCAAAAGUAUUAUUUCUUGUUAUAUAAGUGUUAGUUUUUUCCCAUUUUUUACACUUUCAGUCAUUGCUCUUAUCAAAGAAACUCUGCUUUUUUUUAAAUAUUUAAUAUCAUGAGUUAUAAUAUUUUA